CGUUGCUGCUCUUGGGUAUCUGCAAAUACAAGCUACCGUCCUUGGCAGGUAUCGCAUUCCUCUCUUACCCACACAACCCCGGUUCUCAUCUCCGCCGAGCCCAUCUACGCUCGUCUUUGAAUCGAAGCUCUCGUCAUCGCCACCCUGCAAGACUCGUGUUCUCAGCCAUCCGUCGCCGUAUCUAGCAAUAUCCGCAGGCUGCUCUAUCACUUGAUCAACCUCCGGCGAAAUGUCCGGGGAAGACCAAGCUUUGUGGACCCCCACUUCACCCGAAACGUCUGCUACGUUCCGGUUCCUGAACCGUAUUAACGCCGAGCACUCCCUAGCACUGUCCAGCUACUACGACCUGUACAAGUGGUCCGUCGAGAACAUCGACAAGUUCUGGAGCGCCGUCUGGGACGCAACCGAGGUCGUCGGACACAAGGGCACACACGUAGUCGACACCGCCGCGCAGCCACCGGCCAAUCCAGCAUGGUUCCAAGAGGCCCGAGUGAACUGGGCUGAGAACAUGCUCCAAUGCCGCUCUCCGGAGAAGACCGCCCUCGUCCAAGCCAUCGAACCCGAGCUUAACCAUCCCCAUCCCGAACUCCGACGCGUCAGCUAUGCCGAACUGUAUGCGGUCGUCGCCGAUCUGGUGUCGGCCUUCCUCGCACGCGGCCUCCAACCUGGCGAUCGCAUAGCGUCAUACUCUUCCAACUGCAUUGAGAAUGUGGCUGCCUGCCUGGCUUGCGCCGCAAUCGGAUGCAUUUGGGUCAGCGCCGCGGCCGACUUCGGACCUGAAGGUGUCUUCGAGAGGUUCGAACAAGUGCAGCCCCGCCUGAUCAUCUCGGUGGACGCUGUCGUCUACAACGCGAAGGUGCACCCGCAUCUUCCGAAGCUCAGGGCGCUAUUGGUCGAUCUCGCGGAGAGAUCUUCCCUGCAUCCCGAGGUCGUUGUCGUCCGCCAUCCGUUCGACGUCACCAGUCGUGGAGACUGGGAUGCCGGCUGGAAGGAUUGGAAUGAAUUGGUCGCCGUGGGUCGAGAUAAGAAGCUUGGGCGGGAUGCCGAUGGCGAGAUUCUAUGGAAACGGCUUGAUUUCAAUUGGCCGCUGUGGAUUCUGUUUAGUUCCGGGACCACAGGAAGACCGAAACCGAUCGUCCACCGUGCUGGCGGAAUGCUUAUUCAAGCCAAGAAGGAGUUCGUCAUUUGCGCGGAUUUGCAACCUCGUGAUGUGUUCUUCUACUACACGACGACGGGAUGGAUGAUGUGGAACUUCCUCAUAGCCGGGUUGAGUGUGGGCUGCACGCUCGUGCUCUAUGACGGAAGUCCACUAUAUGACCCGGCGCAUCUUUGGCACCUCGUGGACGAGCUGGGCAUAACGAUCUUCGGAACCAGUGCGAAGUACAUCGAUCAGCUGGCGAAAGUCUACAAACCUGCUGGACGCCACAACUUGACGACUUUGCGGCAUAUAUACUCCACGGGCUCUCCGCUCGCGCCACACUUGUUCGACUUCGUCUACGAGCACAUUAGCAGGAAUGUUCUGCUGGGCUCGAUAACCGGUGGGACGGACAUAUGCUCGCUCUUCGCGGGAAUGUGCAGUGCGCUGCCGGUGUUCCGAGGGGAGAUCCAAUGCAGACUUCUAGGAAUGGCUAUCGAAGCCUUCACCCCUACAGGCACCGUGGCGGGCCCAGACGAAGGGGGCGAGCUCAUCUGCCUCAAACCGUUCCCUUGUAUGCCGGCCGGAUUCUGGCCGCUCCCAGGGUACGGUACCCUAGAAGCCGUCGAGUCAGCGGCGAAGAGAUACCAGGACGCGUACUUCUCCGAGUUCAAGAACGUUUGGUUCCACGGCGACCACAUCGUUAUCACGCGCUCGCGGGCAGGCAAUGGCGGUGGCCUCGUAAUGCUGGGGCGUAGCGACGGCGUCUUGAAUCCGGGGGGCGUCCGUUUUGGGUCAGCUGAGAUAUACGACGUGAUAGAGCACUGCUUCUCGCCCGCCGCAACACAUGCGGGCCACACCAUUGUCGACUGCCUCGUCGUCGGCCAGAGCAUCGCGAGCGGGACGGACGAGCGCGUCAUUCUGUUCGUCAAGUUGCUUGAGGGACAAGUCUUGACUGCAGAGCUCGAGAACAGGAUCAAGUCAGAGGUGCGGGCGAGGCGAAGCGCGCGGCACGUUCCAGCACGGAUCAUCCAGGUCGAGGACAUUCCAUACACGGUGAACAUGAAGCGCGUGGAGGUGCCUGUGAAAAAGAUCAUCAACGGUGCCCCGGUGAGCAGCGUCAAUCCGGCCACCCUGCGGAAUCCCGAAUGUCUUGCUGCGUACGAGAAAAUUGGGGAGUCGCUGCGGGCGGAAGCAUAAGUGAUGGUGCGAGAGUUUUCGCGGAGAUGAGCGAACAUAAUGACAGUGGAGGAACGGAACACGGAAGUCAUAUGUCGGCUUGCGAAUGUUGCCGUGGAAGAUACAGUCAGACGAGUCAAUGUAUAAGUAGCAUGCUUAUCCGGAUAAGAGGCGGGUAAACGGAGGAGGAGAGGGCGGCUUACGAAUAGGCUCCGGGGGUUGGACGAGGUUUGACUGAGGUGGCCGGGCCGAUGGAUCUGGACCUGAGAUCGUGCGGUGAUGGGAUAGCCGGAUGGGAUGGGCACCUUAGAUGCAACUGCCCGAUUUUGACUUUGGAGUUGCUGCCUCGUGUCGUCGGGCUCCCAUCAGCACCAUGCCUUUGCACCUUCGCUUUGGGGACCAACUCGCACACAAACAAUGGAAAAUUUGGCCGCCUUAAGCAGCGGGGCUCUCACUCCCGUGCCUUUCUCCGAGCCUCCUCCUGGUCGCUUUCCCUCGUCUCCCGACCACACCAGGCUCCUGCUCGUUCGCUAGACCGCUUUCUGCGCUUCCUGCAGCGGAACCGGUCCUUUCGACGGGCACGACUCGCACGGACACGACAGGAUAUCGGCCACGAUCACGAAACGAGUUUAGAGCACGGUCCGACACACGGCCACGUUUUCUCGCUUUGCUACGCUUGCACCGAUUGAUUCUGCAGAGGUCACGCAGCGCCGCCAUCCCGAGGCCUCGUUUUCAUUCAUAGCCUCAUUUCGCACUUCAUUCGGCUCGCUUGCCCCUUUGCGCCUAUCGCCGCUUCACCUCUGUUGUCGCUUUUGGUCGAGCCUCCCUGCAGCAUCGCGUGAUGUCUCCUUCAAAUACCAGGGCGCAGAGCAGGCCGAGGGCCCAGUCCCGCUCACGUUCCAACAACAACACUUCUUCAACCAAGCGACCUCUCUUUGCUUCUCUCUUUUGUCUGCCCCGCAUGCCCCCCGUGUUCAAUAUCGUCCGGGUGUGCGUGUAUGUGGCGGUCCUGGUAUGGACGAUCGUGUGCUUGGCCAUUGCGGCGCACUUCCAGAGCAUCCUCCAGUCUUCGGACCUUACUCGUUUCGUGCCGUUCGCCAUCUUCGUCUCCUGCACAACUAUGGUUAUCAUCAUCGCUCUGCUGGCCUUUGGGUUGUGGAAGGAAAGGAACCCUAUAUCCACCAGGGUUGAGCUCGGAUGUCUUCUUCUGGCUGGAACUCUCUGGCUAGCGCUGGGGGCAUUCGUCGCUAACUCCGACUCGGAGAUGGCUGACGUGGAAUGCUUUUCCUCGUCUGACGCCAACGCUGAGCCCAUCGACAUCCCUGGGUUCAACUCUGAGACCUAUCACGCUCAGUACCAUGUUCUCGAGGCCUUUUCCUUCUUCAACAUGAUUCUCAUUUUCGCAUUCCUUGUACUAUUAUUGGUGCUCGCCGUGCGGCAACACCGCGCGGGCUCGAAGCACGUUUGGGUUCUUCCUGUGACGAUGAUCUCCUGGUUCGGUCGGACCGGUAAACCUGUGGGCAAGCUUCCCGCGCCAGUUACCCACCGCUCGCGCUCGCAGUCUCGGCGUCCGACGAUGACCGAGAAGGAGAAGCCCAAAGCGCGCUCCCAAUCGCGCCCGGCUGAUGUCCGACGGAACGAGUCCCAGCGCGCUCUCCUGCGUGACGACUCUUACAGGACGAACGACUCUCGCCGCCCGCUGAACCGCGACGACUCGCAGCGGACGAACGACUCCCGCCGUCCGCUGAACCGAGGCGACUCGGGGCGGACGACGGACUCUCGCACGCCGCUGAACCGCGACGACUCGUGGCGGACGGCGGAUUCCCGCGGCCGCCCGGAUCUCCGGCGGGACGACACGCGUCGGACGAACGACUCGUCGAGACGGCCCGAUGUGCGUCGGGAGGACUCGAGACGCACGAACCCGGGCGAGUCGCGGCGGCUGGCGACACGAGGCGCGUCGCCGACGCGGAACGAGGUGCCGACGUACGUGUACUGGAUGCCGCACAAUUUGACCUCCCCUGCCUCCAGGAUGACCCAGCUCUUCAGAUCCAUGCGCCUCUACGGCAACAGUGAGU
Dichomitus squalens LYAD-421 SS1 is the source of this 4389-nucleotide messenger RNA. Its product is annotated as acetoacetate-CoA ligase. Gene Ontology annotation, biological process: lipid metabolic process. Lineage: Eukaryota; Fungi; Basidiomycota; Agaricomycetes; Polyporales; Polyporaceae. Gene Ontology annotation, cellular component: cytosol. The transcript is spliced from 22 exons. The coding region runs from base 230 to 2335 and encodes 701 amino acids. The record is from RefSeq and is a predicted model, not a curated record. Gene Ontology annotation, molecular function: acetoacetate-CoA ligase activity.